Beta vulgaris subsp. vulgaris (sugar beet) is the source of this 1261-nucleotide messenger RNA. RefSeq lists its product as hypothetical. The record is from RefSeq and is a predicted model, not a curated record. The coding region runs from base 114 to 869 and encodes 251 amino acids. NCBI's taxonomy places the organism in Eukaryota, Viridiplantae, Streptophyta, Magnoliopsida, Caryophyllales, Amaranthaceae. Gene Ontology annotation, cellular component: chloroplast. The transcript has 4 exons.
CACUAGAGGCUCUGCAUCAUAGUUGUGGAUGCAACACCAUCACCAGCACGAAUUUAACACAAGCUUAAGUGAGAGAAAGAGAGAGAGUAUCUGAAAGUUCUCUCACUACAUCAAUGGCGGUUUCCUUUCUUCCUCCUAAUUCCUUCCAUGGAAAACUAAAACUGAAAGUCAAUCUGAAUCAACAAUCUCCUUCUUUUCUCUCUCCUCCACAUCGUCUUCCUCUUCGAGUAGUAGCGUUUCAGCGCGGAGACUUCGAGUCUUUGAAACAACGCGUUUUAUCAGGUGAUGCUUGGAAAGACGCAUGGAGGUCAGCAAAUGAUGGCUUCGAACAGCUUGUUUUCGACGCUAAGAAGGCCGCUGAACGCUUCGACCGUCAGUAUUCUGUUUCUAGACGCUUCUCUUCUGCUACUCAAGCUGUCUCUAUUCGUGCUCGUGAACUCGACCGUGAAUAUGAGGUUUCUCAGAAAUGGCAGACUUUCUCUCUUGAUUUUUCGCGCAAUUUGCCUAGGUACAGAAAGCAGUUCAAUAAUUUCUUUGAUACUCCGCUUGGAAGGAGUUCUGCUACAAUCUUCUUCUUAUGGUUUGCUUUGUCCGGAUGGCUGUUUCGGUGUUUGAUAAUUGCCACUUGGGUGUUGCCAAUUGCUGGCCCUCUUCUUCUCACUGCUGCUGCUAAUAAGAUGACCGUGAAGGGUGCUUGCCCAGCAUGCAAAAGAGAGUUUAUAGGUGUCAAGAGCAGUAUAGUCCGCUGUCAAGGUUGUGGCAACAUCGUCUGGCAGCCACAAGGUGAUUUCUUCUCGAAAGGUGAAAAGAAAAAUACAUGGUCAAAAUCUAACCCUGACAUUAUAGACGUUGAAUUCGAGGAAAAAUGAUGAAAAUUAUAUACUUAAUUUGGAGAUGAUGUUAACUUGUUUUGUUGGAGACCGACAAGUUGAAGAGACGAGAAUGCAAUGAAGCUGGAGAAAGACUUGUUUCUUUAUAGAUGCCAACACACCAGAAAUUGAUUUCGGUUACGGAGUUGCCUUAUACUUUAUGUUGAACCUGGAAUAGUCACAUUGAGAAGCAUGGUGCUGCUGUCGACUUCUGUUGGACUGUGUUUCUAUGUUUAGAAAGCCGGUAGGUUGCUAUCGAUGUAAUAACUUGUUCUGCUGGGUGCAUUUGGUGCCAAUACUUUGGCAUUGUAUAGCGAAAGAUCUCAUCAUACCUCUCUUGUAGAUAGUGUUGGUAAUUAAAGUAUUGUCGAAUAUGUAAUUUUCUUAUGUUA